Molecule: messenger RNA, 616 nt
Organism: Ceratosolen solmsi marchali
Lineage: Eukaryota; Metazoa; Arthropoda; Insecta; Hymenoptera; Agaonidae
Gene: Det
Product: baculoviral IAP repeat containing deterin
Exons: 4
Coding region: 71-547 (158 amino acids)
Source: RefSeq, a predicted model, not a curated record
UCAUUUAAAAAUUUUGCUGAUGUAAACACCAGUCGGGCAGCCAGUGUUUUCUUAAAAUUUUUCCAUUAAAAUGAAACAAGAAUCGAUAAAUACGUCAUUGAUACUCGAGAAUCUGAAUCCCACAUUUUGGAAAAAAGGGAGAUUGGAGACUUUCGGGCAUUGGCCCUAUAAGUCGGAAAGUCAUCGAUGCACUCCAGAGAAUAUGGCAUCGGCUGGAUUUUUUGCUGUUGGUGAAAAGGAUGAACCUGACUUGGUCGAAUGUUUCAUAUGCAGUAAGCAGCUAGAUGGAUGGGAGCCCGACGAUGAUCCAUGGCAAGAGCAUAAGAAGCAUCAGCCAAAUUGCCUGUAUAUAAAACUAAACAAAUCAGACGAAGGAUCUCUAACCAUAAAGGAGUUAUUUCAAUUAAUGCAACAUUACUAUGCGCGCAAUAAAAAUCUUGAGUUUGAGAAGCUCAUAGGGACGUUGAAAGAAGAAUGGAAGACGUCGGCGAGCGAAAUCCCCCACAUUUACGAAGAGAUGAAGAGCAGACAAAAGAGCAUAGACUAGUUAUACAAGUAAUUAUAAUAUCCGAUACAUAAAAUAAUUAUGUCAAUAUUUUUAUACGCUUUAAUAAAA